CUUUCCGCCAUAUUGCAGAACCGGCAUCAUGGUGCGCAUGAACGUUCUCGCGGAUGCUCUGAAAAGCAUCAACAAUGCUGAGAAGCGUGGGAAACGCCAGGUCCUCAUCAGGCCCUGCUCCAAGGUUAUUGUGCGCUUCCUAACCGUCAUGAUGAAGCACGGUUACAUUGGUGAGUUUGAGAUCAUUGAUGACCACAGAGCCGGAAAAAUUGUCGUCAAUCUCACAGGCAGGCUGAACAAGUGUGGUGUUAUCAGUCCACGUUUUGAUCUCCAACUCAAGGACCUGGAGAAGUGGCAGAACAACCUGCUGCCCUCAAGACAGUUUGGAUACAUUGUGCUGACCACCUCAGCUGGCAUCAUGGACCACGAAGAGGCCAGACGGAAACACACAGGAGGCAAAAUCCUUGGAUUCUUUUUCUAAAAUGUAAAGAACUGCAAAUAAAAAAACAACCAGGGGAAA
Molecule: messenger RNA, 460 nt
Organism: Chelmon rostratus (copperband butterflyfish)
Lineage: Eukaryota; Metazoa; Chordata; Actinopteri; Chaetodontiformes; Chaetodontidae
Gene: rps15a
Product: ribosomal protein S15a
Exons: 5
Coding region: 29-421 (130 amino acids)
Biological process (GO): translation
Cellular component (GO): ribosome; cytosolic small ribosomal subunit
Molecular function (GO): structural constituent of ribosome
Source: RefSeq, a predicted model, not a curated record